Ceutorhynchus assimilis (cabbage seed weevil) is the source of this 915-nucleotide messenger RNA. The record is from the annotation of a GenBank genome assembly. Lineage: Eukaryota; Metazoa; Arthropoda; Insecta; Coleoptera; Curculionidae.
AUGAGUAAAAGACAAAUCCAGACGUUAGAUAAAUUCGUGAUUAAAAAAAAGCGCCUACAAGAAUCUGGCGCUUCUCCGCCUUUACAGCUUGUCAAUAGUUCCGAACCAGCAGAAUCUACACCCACAGAGGACACGAUUUUACCCUCGAGGUCGAUAUCAACAACAACUAGUAGGACGCAUGAGGAAAUUACCGCUGUUGAUUUACCACAAAAUAGCAGUGACAUCGGCGAGUAUGUAAAUUAUGAACACAUUUCGGAUAGUACUAAAUACUAUCUAAUAAAAAAUGCAUUUGUUCCCGGUAAGAGUUUCCAAUUUCCAUAUUCUGUACAUAAGAAGAAUGAUAAAGAAAUACGCUGUUUUUUGUCAACGAAACAUUUUGACGCACACAAAUGGCUAACGUUUUCUAAAAAACUGAAUGGGCUUUUUUGUAUAUUUUGUAGUCUUUUUAUGAAACUUGGCGGUGUUAAUACAAGUACGCCUUUAAAUAAACUAGUACGAGUGCCUCCAUCUAAAUACUCGAAACUUUUUGGAAAAGAUGGAGAUUUGAUGGCUCAUGAAUCGAAUCGAUAUCACCAAGAGGCUAUGCAACAUAUGGAAAGUUUCAUUACAACGAUCGAAAAUCCUGAAAAGAAUAUUAUCAAUCUUCUGGAUUCAAAGAGGACUGGACAAAUUAAACAAAAUCGAGAGAGGUUACGGCCUAUUAUUGAGACGAUAAUAUUUUUAGGACGCCAAAAUAUUCCUCUGAGAGGACAUAGAGAUUAUGGAAAAAUUGAUUUAUCAAUUGAAGCAUCCAGAAGUAGUGAUUCAAAUGAAGGCAAUUUUAGGGAGCUACUUAAAUUCAGGGCCAUCAGCUGGGAUAACACAUUGAAAGAUCAUUUAAAUUCGACAAACUCCAAAGCCACAUAUACAGGGUGA